ACACUUUCCGUCUCUGAAUCCGACUGACAUUAUCUGUAGAGAUAGAAGAGAGAGACAUCCAUGGCCGAUGGCUGGCUCUGAGCCUCCCCACCACCACCAAAAACAAUGCAAACCUUCUCGGCCUCCUUCGCCGUCUGUACUUCCCACCCGUUACGACGCCGUCGAAUCAGCACCUCCCCUCCCCGCAAACCCAAUCUCCGGCGACUCACCUCCCGCGUUGUCCAGCUCACCCGCCGGAGACAGCUUCACCAGAUAAUGGAGGAGAUAGAGGUCGCCAAAGAACGAUUCGGGAAGCUGAACACGGUUGUGAUGAACGCGGUCGUGGAGGCUUGUGUACAUUGCGGCGAUAUUGACUCUGCACUCAUGUUGUUCGACGAAAUGGCUGAGCCAGGAAGCUGUGGCGUUGAUACUAUCACAUAUGGAACCAUCUUAAAGGGUUUGGGCGCGGCACGGAGAAUUGAUGAAGCAUUUUAUGUACUUGAAUCUGUGGAGCGAGGCACUGCAGUGGGAAGUCCAAAAUUGUCAGCACCUCUUGUUCUUGGUCUGCUCAAUGCUCUAGUUGAAGCAGGAGAUUUACGCCGUGCUAAUGGGCUUCUUCAUCACUAUGGUUUUCUCCUUCGUGAAGGUGGCAGUCUUACAGUCAGAGUCUACAACUUACUAAUGAAGGGAUAUAUCAAUGCAGGCCUUCCUCAGGGUGCAAUAACCAUGCACGACAAGAUAUUAUGUCUAGGAUUAAAGCCUGAUAAGCUCACCUAUAAUACUCUGAUAUCUGCAUGUGUAAAAGCUGGAAAGUUGGACAUUGCAAUGCAGUUUUUUGAGGAAAUGAAGGAUGAAGCACAGAAAUUUAGCCAUGGUGACCUUUUCCCAGAUGUGGUCACUUACACAACAUUACUUAAGGGUUUUGGGGAUUCCAAAGAUAUUAAUUCAGUUCAGAAGAUCAUAUUGGAAAUGAAAACAUAUAUUGGUUUGUUCAUUGAUCGAACAGCAUACACUGCAGCAGCUGAUGCUUUGCUAAAUUGUGGCUCAAUAAAAGGUGCUUUAUGCAUAUUGGGAGAAAUAUUAAAGCGGGCUGGGGGAAAGCCAAAUUUACGACCAAAACCUCACCUCUAUCUUUCCUUCAUGCGCUCAUUUUCUGUUAGUGGAGAUUACAGUACCAUUGAAAAUCUAAAUGAGCACAUGUGGCGGGAUACUUCUGGAACUAUCUCCCCAAUGGUUCAAGAGGAAGCUGAUCAUCUACUCAUGGAGGCAGCUUUAAAUGGUGGUCAGGUAGAUUUGGCUGUAAAAUACCUCGCAAGUACUAUUACAAGGUGGAAGAGGAUAUCAUGGACAAGUCGAGGAGGCAUGGUGGCUCUCCGCAUAGAGGCCUUGCUGGGAUUCACCAAAUCGAUAUUGAGUCCUUAUCUACUUCCUCAGGUAUUGGCAAGUGAACCAAUUGAAAGUGUCAUGAUGCCCUUUGAAGCAGCUCAGCCACUUAAUGGGACCCUGGACUUGAACAAAGUGGCGAUGCGUUUCCUUAAGGAUUCAGUGGUGCCCAUCAUAGAUGACUGGGGUAGCUGCAUUGGCAUAUUGCACCGUGAAGACUGUCGAGAGAUGAACGCCCCUCUAUCGUCAAUGAUGAGAAGCCCGCCUCCUUGUGUUGCUACUCGAACGUCAAUAGGGCAUGUGGUGGAUCUGAUCAUGAAGUAUAGAUAUAAAAUGGUGAUUGUAAUAAACCAUAGCUCAGUAUACGGUGGUAGUGCUUCAAGUUUGAGAGCUGCUGGUGUUUUUACAGCCGAACAACUGUGUAAACUUGUGUCACCGGAAUCCGAAACGCCCGGUCUGAGUCGACUUUCUUUACGUAGAAAUCUCAUGUAACAAUCUGUUAGACUAUGAAACUGUAUGUAUCCUCCUCCUUGUAAAUUCAAUUUUUGUUAUAUAAAUAUGAUCGUAGUGAUCAAUUUAGCAUUCA
Pyrus x bretschneideri (Chinese white pear) is the source of this 1948-nucleotide messenger RNA. Its product is annotated as pentatricopeptide repeat-containing protein At5g10690. NCBI's taxonomy places the organism in Eukaryota, Viridiplantae, Streptophyta, Magnoliopsida, Rosales, Rosaceae. Gene Ontology annotation, molecular function: protein binding. The transcript has 11 exons. The coding region runs from base 106 to 1854 and encodes 582 amino acids. The record is from RefSeq and is a predicted model, not a curated record.